Messenger RNA from Austrofundulus limnaeus, 2789 nucleotides. RefSeq names its product protein NLRC3. NCBI's taxonomy places the organism in Eukaryota, Metazoa, Chordata, Actinopteri, Cyprinodontiformes, Rivulidae. The coding region runs from base 126 to 2789 and encodes 887 amino acids. Gene Ontology annotation, molecular function: protein binding. The transcript is spliced from 6 exons. Gene Ontology annotation, biological process: regulation of apoptotic process. The record is from RefSeq and is a predicted model, not a curated record.
UGUUUGCAGAAGUGAGGACAAAAGGAGCAGACCUCAUGUAUAAAGGGUCCAUUUUCCAUGGAAAUGGGGAGUGUGUAAAUAGGCAAAGAAGAGAGUCUAGGUCUCAUUUUUAAAAUGUGGAACAUAUGAUUUAUAUUUUUCAAGAACAUUUGCAUGUCUUUUUUGCAGAAAAGGAGCUUCAAAGGAUUCGAGUUGAUUUUGUGGAAAGGAUGUCACCAGAAAUGUUGAAUCAGCUCCUUGAUGGCCUAGAAGCAGAUGGUGUCUUCAAUAGCCUGGAAAAAGAGGCAAUAGCUGAGAAGAACCAAACCACAGCUGAUAGGGCCCGCAAUCUUAUCGAUGAUGUAAGAAAAAAAGGAGAAAAGGCCUGUUUACUGAUGAUAGAACACUUUCACAACAAAAAUUCUACACUUGCCUCUCAUCUAAGUUUGCCAUUUCGUCAAUUUGCUUUAAAAGAGACUCUUAACAAGUGUCAUUCUAAACUCAAGUCUAAAUUAAAGAAGAAGUUCAAGUGUGUGUUUGAGGGAAUUGCUAUAGCAGGAAAAUCAGCCUUCCUAAAUCAGAUCUACACAGAUCUCCACAUCACAGAGGGAGACAUCGGAGAGGUUGAUAAUGAACAUGAGGUCAGACUGAUUGAAUCAGCAUCCAGGAAACCACACAGACCAGAAAUACCAAUAAAAAAAGAAGACAUCUUUAAACUCCGACCUGGAAAAGAUGAACCAAUCAGAACAGUCCUGACAAAGGGAGUGGCUGGCAUUGGGAAAACAGUCUUAACACAGAAGCUCACUUUGGACUGGGCUGAAGACAAAGCCAACCAGGACAUCCACUUAACAUUUCCAUUCACUUUCAGAGAGCUGAAUACAUUGAAAGAGGAAAAGUUCAGCUUGGUGGAACUUCUUCAUCACUUCUUUAAUGAAGCCAAAGAAAUUUGGAACUUUGAAGCGUACCAGGUUUUGUUAAUCUUUGAUGGCCUGGAUGAGUGUCGACCUCCCCUGGAUUUCAGCAAGGCUAAAAUUGUAACUGACCCAAAACAAUCUAUGUCAGUGGAUGUGCUGCUGAUAAACCUCAUCAGGGGGAAACUGCUUCCCUCUGCUCGUCUCUGGAUAACCACAAGACCUGCAGCAGCCAGUCAGAUACCUGCUCAGUAUGUUGGCAUGGUGACAGAGGUUAGGGGAUUCACUGAUGCACAAAAGGAGGUUUACUUCAGAAAGAGGUUCAAAAACGAGGCACUGGCCAGCAGGAUCAUCUCCCAUAUCAAGACCUCACGAAGCCUCCACAUCAUGUGCCACAUCCCAGUCUUCUGCUGGAUCACUGCUACAGUUCUGGAGGAUGUCUUGAAAACCAAAGAGGGAGGAGAGCUGCCCAGCACCCUGACUGAGAUGUAUAUUCAGUUCCUGGUGGUUCAGACCAAAGUCAAGACCAUUAAAUAUGAUGGAGGAGCUGAGACAGAUUCACAUUGGAAUCCAGAGAGCAGGAAGAUGAUUGAGUCUCUGGGAAAACUGUCAUUCAAGCAGCUGCAGAAAGGAAACCUGAUCUUCUAUGAAUCAGACCUGACAGAGUGUGGCAUUGAUGUCAAAGAAGCCUCAGUGUACUCAGGAGUGUUCACAGAGGCCUUUAAGGAAGAGAGAGGAGGGCUGUACCAGAACAAGGUGUUCUCCUUCAUCCAUCUGAGUGUUCAGGAGUUUCUGGCUGCUCUUCAUGUCCAUUUGACCUUCAUCAAUUCUGGGGUCAAUUCGAUGGGAAGGAGACUGCAAAUACCAUCAAGAAAUAGAACAAACCUUUUCAAGCUCCAUCGUAGAGCAAUAAACAAGGCCUUAUGUAGUCCAAAUGGACACCUGGACUUGUUCCUCCGGUUCCUCCUGGGUCUUUCACUGCAGACCAAUCAGAGUCGCCUACGAGGCCUGCUGACACAGACAGGAAGUAGCUCACAGACCAAUCAGGAAACAGUCCAGUACAUCAAGAUGAAGAUCAGUGAGAAUCAGUCUGCAGAGAAAAUCAUCAAUCUGUUCCACUGUCUGAAUGAACUGAAUGAUCGUUCUCUAGUGGAGGACAUCCAACAAUCUCUGAGUUCAGGAAGUCUCUCCACAGAUAAACUGUCUCCUGCUCAGUGGUCAGCUCUGGCUUUCAUCUUACUGUCAUCUGAAAAGGAUCUGAAUGAGUUUGACCUGAAGAAGUAUUCUACUCAAAAGGAGAUCCUUCUGAGGCUGCUGCCAGUUCUCAAAGCCUCCAAAAAAGCUCUACUCUCUGGCUGUGGACUCUUAGUGAGUCACUGCGAAGUCCUGGUUAAGGCUCUGAAGUCCAGCACCUCCCAACUGACAGAACUGGACAUGAGUCUUAAUACCUUGCACGAUUUGGGAAUGAAGAUUCUCUCUGCUGGACUGCAGAGUCCAAAUUGUAAACUGGAGAAGCUGAGUCUGAAAAGGUGCGGUUUGUCAAAGACCAGCUGUUCUUUUCUGGGCACAGCUCUGAAGUCAAACCCCUUCCAUCUGAAACAUCUGGACCUGAGUACCAACAACCUGCAGGAUGCAGGAGUGAAGCAGCUGUGUGGUUUUCUGGAAAGUCCAGGAUGUGGACUGGAGACUCUGAUUUUGAAGAGCUGCAGUUUAUCAGACAUCAGCUGUUCUUCUUUGAGCUCAGCUCUGAAGUCCAACCCCUCCCACCUGAGAGAACUGGACCUGAGUCACAACAAGCUGCAGGAUUCAGGAAUGACUCAGCUGUGUGGUUUUCUGGAGAGUCCAGACUGCAGCCUGGAGAGUCUGAGGUCAGACAUGUUUAUUAUACGCUGCAGAUGA